GGUCAAUUUAAGCGGUCAAAUCAAAUGGCAGCUGACUGAUGGCCUUGACUGCAGUGUAUCUCAUUCGUUUGUAAUAAUUCCCAACAAUGACAUCGAAUAAUAUGUACAGAGUUGGGGAUUUUGUUUACUUCGAAGUUGCUGCAGCCUUACCUUAUCAGAUCAGGAAAAUUGAAGAACUGAAUAAAACUCCUACCGGUGCAGUAGAAGCCAAAGUAGUAUGUUUCUAUCGACGUCGAGAUCUAUCACUUAAUUUGGUACAACUGGCUGACAAGCAUCAAAAAGAAUUAGGAACUUGUGGUGAGGAUGCACAACCUGAGGUAAUGCACCAGAUCCACCACCGUGAAUUAUUUCUCUCUCGGCAUUUGGAAACUCUUCCUGCAACACAUAUCCGUGGGAAGUGCACGGUCACACUGCACACCGAGACGGAACCUUAUCAUAUCUAUUUGCUGAAGGAUGAUGCUUUUUUCUUUCAAUUAGUAUAUGAUCCGUUACAGAAAACUCUGCAAGCUGAUCAGGGAUCUAUUCGAGAAGGACCUCAGUAUCAAGCAGAGGUUGAAGCUUAUCACCCUCCAGACGAUUAUUCCGAUGAAUCUUCACAUGAACAGUUAGUCUGGAGACCGGACAAUGAUUUAACUCCAGCAGAUCUGGACUCAUAUCUUAUUUUAAUUCGAUCCUUGGCUACAUUGGGUAGAGCUUUUUAUCCAUCGCAUAUUCUCCGUCAGCCUUCUCUCUCAAUGUCCGCCGCUGCAGCUGCCAGAGAUACCACAUAUCAGUUUGCUUUAGAUACUUUACAUUCCGCCAAUUAUAAUAUCUCUCAAGCCCUUCAAAUGUUGGCUCCGAACGGACAGCCUUUGUUAAAGUUGGAUGAGAUGGAACAGUGGUCAGCCAGCGAAGGAAAUCUCUUCGAAGAAGCGUUGGAAAAAUAUGGAAAGUGUUUUUACGAAAUACAAAAUGACUUUCUACCAUGGAAAUAUCCUAAGAGUCUUGUAGAAUUCUAUUACAUGUGGAAAACUACGGAUCACUAUGUUCAACAAAAGCGUAUGAAGGCUAUUGAAGCUGAACAUCAUCUAAAACAGGUGUACAUUCCAAACUACAACAAACCGAAUCCAGCUGUUCUCUACCCGAUUACAUCUGAUUCUAACAACUCAACUUCUGGAUGCGAUGGCUGUUCUAAUCUCACGUCAACUUUGUGGUAUGCUCUUGGUCCAUCAACGCCUCCUCUAAAAGUGUGCGUAGACUGUUGGAAUUAUUGGAAACGGUAUGGUGACCUAAAGACUACAUCACUUUUAGAUAAGGUUUCCGAGUCGAUUUCUUCCAACCCAACCUCUGCUUCUAGCUCUGAUUCUAAUAUUCUGGGUGUUACAAAAUCUAAUACUCCAACAAGUGAUUCUCAAUCUCGUAAUAACUCAACCACUAUCUUGUCCGAUCAUUCAACAAAACCCAACGAUUUAGGAGUUCAUAAUUCUAAUGCCUAUUUGCUUGCAUCUAAAGUACGUACUAGUGUCAGCUUUCAUUUUGUUGCUAGUGUUACUUUACGAAUAGCGCGUCGAUUGUGUGUGACCUCAAGUCCACGGCGUCGAGCUCGCCAACCAUUCAAACGUCUUACAUUUUUGACCGGUUUCCAUAAAGAUGCUCUUCCAUUGUUGUCUAAACUUACUCCAGCUGAAUCACAUAAAUUAACAAAAAGAUUUCGAAAUAUGUGUUCUGCAAACAAAUCCAAACCCCGUGGAGUUGCCUUGCAUUCUUUAAUUUCUCGAUUAUUUCCAACUACGUGUAGUUCUUCUGAUGGAAUAAUGGACAAGAAACCUACUACUGAACCACUAUCGAUGAUUACAGAAAAGUUAACAAAUACCGCACCAGAAACUGCUCUCGAUCUAGCUGUGAAUGGUUUGGUGGCUUCAAACAAUCUCAAACGUCCUGCUUCUAUUCCUCAAAAUGAUGAAUAUUCAGAGACGGGAAAUAUUUCUGCGAAGAAGCCGAACGUGGAUAUUUCCGAUAAUGACCCUAACAUGGAAGUCAUAUCAAGUAAUCAUGGAGCUCUGAAUUUAGGUCCGAAACGUCGUUUUACUAUUGGCUCAGGUGUGGAUUGUGCCUCAACUUUGAUGUAUCGUGCUACACAAGCAAUUAAACGAUCGCGGCGUAAACUGUUAUCGUUAUCUGAACUUCGUCGAUUCGGUCGUCGUCCGUGGUUUGAGUUAACUGUUGAUUUACAUUCACACAAUAAUGGUCUACGCAAUGGUUCCUCUGCAAAUUUAAAGAAAACUGUUCAUGCAACUACAACUACUUCAAAUGCAGAAAGUGAUCGUCCAAGUCCUGGUAUUGUUACCUCUUCUUCAAAUUCACAUUAAAAUCACAAAGUUGUCUUCUUAUCCUUGUUCAAAAAUUAUAUAAUCAAGAAAGGAUUAUUUCAUUUAAUGCGCAUCCUUGACUCCUAACUUUUGGAUUAAUUCAGUGGGACAAUAAUACUGACGACAGCCGUGUAAAAGUUCUGUAUCCCAGUGUGUGGUUCUCACUGUCCAUUACACUGUUCACUGGGAUUUUCACAUCUUGUUGAAACAAAAGUGAUUUUCAUUGUCUCCCUAAUAUUUCAUUUUUUUCUUCGGUGUAUAGAAAUGUUGUAAUAUUUCUUUUCUUGCUGUCUUUAAUUUAAAGUUUAUGAUUAAAACAAAACAAAAAAUUUAUCCUUCAUCCUGAUUCAACUUUCUGUAUCUUUCUAUAUUUGCUCAUUAGGUUAUUUUAAUAAACUUGAAAUGUUUAGCUUACUCACUCAUUUGUUUGACAGAAUGCAUUUAAUAAGGUCAAGAACUGUUGGGAAAUGUAAGGUAUUAUUAACUUUCUGUGAACUCUUUCUUUCUAUUUUGUAAUGAGACUAUGAAAAGUAGCCUGUAUUGCCGAGACUUAUUCACUUGUUAAUUUUUGAGUCACAAAUAAUAAAUAUAAACUAGUGCAUCUCAACUUUCUCGUGUAGAUUUUUGUCAAUUAAGCAUGUGGUCACAUCUAACUUCUUAGAAGUCUGUGGAAUCACCGACUUGUUGAGAGAUAAAACAUAGAAGAGACUUGAGAUUAUGACUGGUUGUUUUGUAGUUGUAUACAUGCGAAUGUUGACUAGCGUUCCGCAAGUUACCC
Trichobilharzia szidati is the source of this 3126-nucleotide messenger RNA. Lineage: Eukaryota; Metazoa; Platyhelminthes; Trematoda; Strigeidida; Schistosomatidae. The record is from the annotation of a GenBank genome assembly.